GCCUAAAUAGCGUUAAGAAUGGCAAAACUGGGAGUUGUGUUGCUUUCAGUGCUUUUGCUAACAUUUCUUACGGAUAUUAAUGCCGCGAAUAGAGACCAUAACGACUAUGUGAAGAAUCCGCACCCAAUCGUGUGUUACUUCGGCAGUUGGGCCCACUAUCACGUGGAGGAGCCCUUCGAGAUCGAGGACAUUAACUAUGAUCUCUGCACUCAUAUUAACUAUGGAUUCGCCAAAAUCGAUGAAAUUGAUUACGACAUCCGGAUGUUUGAUCCGUGGCAGGACGAGCACUUCGAGGGCUAUAAGAGAUUGGUUAACCUGAAGAAGAAGAACCCCAACCUAACGACAAUGAUAUCAUUGGGCGGAUGGUAUGAGGGCUCAGAGAAGUACUCAGAUAUGGUCACCAAUACCGAGAGUAGACAAAAGUUUGUCAAAAGUGUGGUCACAUUUCUGGAUAAAUACAAUUUCGAUGGCCUCGACUUGGACUGGGAGUACCCGGGCAACAGAGGGGGCGCC
Molecule: messenger RNA, 513 nt
Organism: Oppiella nova
Lineage: Eukaryota; Metazoa; Arthropoda; Arachnida; Sarcoptiformes; Oppiidae
Source: the annotation of a GenBank genome assembly